Messenger RNA from Laccaria bicolor S238N-H82, 456 nucleotides. RefSeq lists its product as uncharacterized. The transcript has 7 exons. The record is from RefSeq and is a predicted model, not a curated record. NCBI's taxonomy places the organism in Eukaryota, Fungi, Basidiomycota, Agaricomycetes, Agaricales, Hydnangiaceae. Bases 1 to 456 code for a protein of 151 amino acids.
AUGUCGAAACGUGGGAACUACCCGUAUUGGUCUGAACGGAUACAGCGAACCUGGAUGCAUAGCAUAGCCAACCCAACCCCAGGGUUCCCUGGUUGGAUAUCAGGAUGGCUUCACGAAGCUAAUUUAAGGAGGAGGUGGACAAGACAUUUGGGGAUCUAUGAGACCCGGAGGCUGAGCCCCUCAACUUUACCAUACAAGCCCGGUCGGACAUGGCGCGUCUCCAAUUUUGUAUUUGCUGCCCAAUCCAGUACAAGCCUGCGUAUUACUUCUACCUGUCGAAGAUCGAAAUCGGUCAUCUCGCUUCCCGAUUACAUAAUAGAAAAAAGCCACCAUACCAACCUCUCUCAAAAGAUAUGUCCGAGCGAGAAAAAUUAUCCACAGAAGGUCUACAAUGUGUCCGGCUAUACUGGUAUCCGUCGGACAAACCGUUCCGAAAUUGUGGCCACAAGCCAUUAA